Pseudopipra pipra is the source of this 2772-nucleotide messenger RNA. RefSeq names its product NFKB inhibitor alpha (gene NFKBIA). Bases 637 to 2064 code for a protein of 475 amino acids. Gene Ontology annotation, biological process: toll-like receptor 4 signaling pathway; cellular response to tumor necrosis factor. Lineage: Eukaryota; Metazoa; Chordata; Aves; Passeriformes; Pipridae. Gene Ontology annotation, cellular component: cytosol. The record is from RefSeq and is a predicted model, not a curated record. Gene Ontology annotation, molecular function: NF-kappaB binding. The transcript is spliced from 6 exons.
GGUAUUUGGUUCCCUGAAAUUUUAGCAUGACUUCGCCCCCCUGGGCUGGCUACAAAGCUUGUUACUGAUCGUUAGAUGAGCACUGGUUAAUGACUCCUAAGAGUCCCUCUCAUCAGACCUCAAAAAGAUCCUCACAGGCUCAGGGAUCUGCCGUUGUGCAGAUAGUGGAAGAGAGAGGAGCUUCUAAGAGUAUUAAUGCUUACGGCCUGGGCUUCUGGCCAGAGUCACCUUAGGAAACCUUACUGUGGUCUUGCAGUGUUCGAAGGGAGCCUAUAAAAAAGAUGGGGACAGGCUUCUUAGCAGGGCCUGUUGCAAUAGGACAAGGGAUAAGGGUUUCAAAUAGGAAGGUCAAUUUAGAUUAGAUAUAAUUAAAUAUUAGAUAUCAUUUUUUACAGUGAGGGUGGUGAAGCUCACAGGUUGUCACAGGUUGCCCAGAGAGGUGGUGGAUGCCUGAUUCCUGGAAACAUUCAAGGUCAGACUGGACUGGGCUCUGAGCAACCUGAUACAGCUGAAGAUGACCCUGCUGAUGGCAGGGGGGUUGCACUAGUGGGCCUUUAGAGAAUCCUUCCAACCCAAAUUAUUCUAUUAUUUUGUGAUUCCACAGCUCCUCUUACCGAACUUAUAGAAAGUCGGUGGAUGCAGGGUGCAAUCAGGGCCAGCAGUGCCCAGCUGGUGAGGGGCGUUCAAGGGGUCCCCAGAGCGUGCAGUGAGACCCCGCAGCGGUGCACACACCCCCUGCCCGCCGGGAAGGGGGCACCUGGAGCCUCAGGACCGGGCAGGGCAGGGAAGGGAAGGGAAAUCCCCCCGGGGUGCGGCAGGGAACUACCGACGGGGACGCCGGAGAGGCGAGUACUUCCCCCCUGGAAAAACGCCAAGUUCCCUCUCGCGCCGACAUCUUUCCUCCCCUCCCCUCCGACGCCCCUUCUGGGCGGCCCCAGCUGCUCCGCCCUCCCUGCCAGUGCCGGCGGCGCCGAGCAGGACCAGACCCGUCGGUCGGGCUUUGACUGGCUGGAAAUUCCCGUCCUCGGCGGCUCCUCCCCCGCAGAAAUCCCCUGGCCGCGGUGUAUAUGCGAGGCAGCGCCGCCACUGCCGCUCACUCGCAGCGCCCACAGUUCCGUCGCCAUGAUCAGCGCCCGCCGCGCCGCCGAGCCGCCCGCCAUGGAGGGCUACGAGCACCCCAAGAAGGACCGUCAGGGCGGGUUCCCGCUCGACGAUCGCCACGACAGUGGCUUGGACUCCAUGAAGGAGGAGGAGUACCGGCAGCUGGUGAAGGAGCUGGAGGACAUACGGCUGCAGCCCCGCGAGCCGCCCGCCUGGGCACAGCAGCUGACGGAGGACGGGGACACUUUUCUCCAUUUGGCAAUUAUUCACGAGGAAAAAGCCCUGAGCCUGGAGGUGAUCCAACAGGCAGCCGGCGACCGGGCUUUCCUGAACUUCCAGAACAACCUCAGCCAGACUCCUCUUCACCUAGCAGUGAUAACUGAUCAGCCUGAAAUUGCUGAGCAUCUUCUGAAGGCUGGAUGCGACCUGGAAGUCAGGGACUUCCGAGGAAACACCCCCCUGCACAUUGCCUGCCAGCAGGGCUCCCUUAGGAGCGUCAGCGUCCUCACGCAGUACUGCCAGCCACACCACCUCCUCGCUGUCCUGCAGGCAACCAACUACAAAGGACAUACGUGUCUUCAUUUGGCAUCCAUUCAAGGAUACCUGGCUAUUGUCGAGUAUCUGCUGUCCUUGGGAGCAGAUGUAAAUGCACAGGAGCCGUGCAAUGGCAGAACAGCACUACAUUUGGCUGUUGAUCUGCAGAAUUCAGACCUGGUGUCGCUUCUUCUGAAACAUGGGGCAGAUGUGAACAAAGUGACCUAUCAGGGCUAUUCCCCCUAUCAGCUCACAUGGGGAAGAGACAACUCAAGCAUACAGGAAAAGCUGAAGCAGCUGACCACAGCUGACCUGCAGAUGUUGCCGGAAAGUGAGGAUGAGGAGAGCAGUGAAUCGGAACCUGAAUUCACAGAGGAUGAACUUAUAUAUGAUGACUGCCUUAUUGGAGGACGACAGCUGGCAUUUUAAAGCAGAGCUUUCCGUGAAGUGACUAUAUACCUAUGUAUAGAAAAAGGACUGACUUUCUUCAUUUAAAAAGAAAGUCGCAAUGUGGAGAGAAAAAACAGGAAGGAAAUACUACACUGCCCAGCAAGAAGGAGCUCAUAACUUUAACAAGACAGUUCCAGGAUCUGCCCCAUGUUUAAAUACAGGAGUGGGAUAUGUAACAUCAGUAGAGAUCUGUGAUUAUUCAUGCCACCUGAUAAAGAGCCAUGUAGCCCAUUUUCUCAGCCCUACAAAGCUAACAGACUACACAUCCAACCUGCUCAUUACAGAGAGCUUGCUUGUGGCAUUAAGUACUGCAAGGAACACGUGUACUUUCAUGGCAAGGUGGACUCAUACCAACACCCCUUCUUCUCAGAGCCUGUGUGUUAAUUUGCAUUGGGCUGGUGGCAGUCCCUGGCAUUUCUGACUGACCUCAGGUCGGGGUCAGUGCUCUCAGUGGGGCGUUCCAAGUGGAGGAGUCGGACCAAGGGACUGGUGACUUCCUGGCUCAUAGGAGAAAGUAGCAAUAAUGUUAACUGUGGGCAUUGGAAACAGUGUGUUUCACACCAUGUGUGUCAUAAUUGCUACACUUUUUAGCAAUUGUAUAUUGUGUAAAUACUGUACAUUUUUUGUUUAUAAUUAUUUUGGUACAUGUGAGAUAUGUAUUUAUUAAAAAAACGUCAGAUUACUGUA